CCUAAAUCUCCUUAUUCUCUCUUCUUCUUGAGGCGGUCCUAAUGAAUCCUUAUACAAGGUUUGCAAUUUCUGUUCAUAUCUCGUUUCAUCGUUUUCUCUAUGGUAUUCCUCUGCAAAACCCAACUCUCUACCCAAUCUCAACAACCCACCUCUCUCACAGCGUUUUCUCUCCAACCCAUCACUCAAAUAUUGGAUUUGUAGAUAACAUUCUCUCUCAAAAAAAAUGGAAUUUUCGCCAUCUCUGUUGUCUUAAAUUGAGAGAUUCUGAUUUGGGUAUCUAUUAAACGUUGGAGAGAAGUUCGACCACAAGGGUUUUGAUUUAUGGGUGGGAGAAAGUUGAGUUAUUCGACGAUAAACAGGAUGGGUUUUUCUCAAUUUGUAAAAUUGGGGUCUCAAUGGGUGUCCGGAUGGGAGCUGUCACUCUCCUGGAGAUUUGUCCAGAUGCGAGCAUCAAUCACAUAGGCUCAGGGUUUGGUAUUUCAUCAAAUUCUUCAGAUUCUCGUUUGCAAAUUUUGGGAAUAAAAUUGUGACCGUCAGAUCUGUUUUCAAAGACCCCUUUAUGAACAGGACUAUUGUUCGGUACAUUGGUGUACCGGAAUUCCCCCAAUCCGUCUGGGCCUUUUGAGUUCGGACUCGAUCAAAUUGUUUAUUUUAGGCCAUGGCUAGGGUUUACGGAAAACUGGGAGCGCCUUGUGCGAGCCGAGGGAGCAGCUAUGUAGUGCCGGCCAUGGUAGAACUCCCAGCGACAUCGUCGGUGCUAGUCCGUAACAUGAUCUGAUCUUGAAGGAAGCCGGAGAGAUUCAGACCUAGGAUCCGAAUGACGCCAUAAUCUGUCGGAACUAUAUUUGGAAAUGAAAAGUCUUUGCUACACUGAAGGCCUUGGUUAAGGUCACGAAGGCUCUCAGCAAAGAUGCUGACCCUGAUGGGGUGGGAAGACUUAUAAUGGAGGAGUUGCGCAGAAAUAAAAAGGUUGGUAUUCAGGUAAGAGCUGCUCUGGCUGCGAUUAAACAUACUGAUCACUUCCCUAGACUUCCUGCAGAAUUUGAUAUUUCUGGGCAACGAGAUGCAGGCAUGUUUGAUCUCCUGGAAUGUGUUUGGAUUUUAGAAAAUUGAUGAGAAAGCAAUCAAUGAAGUUUUUUUGAAGAUGCUGGACAACUACAUCAAAUUGUGCAAGUACUUGCAAAUAUGGCUUGUGUGGGAUAGGUCACUUGCUACAGCUUGAUGUUUACCUGUAAAACUUGGUCACUUUGCAUAUCAGUUUCAUGAAUUUCAGUUUCCUUCUUCAGUUUGGAAGCGAUCACUAGGGAAAUAAAACUAUUUUUGGUUUCACUAUAGUUCCUUACAUGGGGUGAAGAUGCGAAUGUCCAUUUCCUUCCUGAAUGCAUUGGCUACAUUUUUCACCAUAUGGCAAAAGAAUUGGAUGCAAUAUUGGACCAUGGAGAAGCAAAUCCCUCUACCAGUUGUAUGACUGAAAAUGGUUCCCUAUCUACUUUGAGCAAAUCAUUUGUCCUAUUUAUGAGACAGUGGCAUCUUAAGGUUUGUCUCCAAUUCAUCUUUUCUAUUGAGAAUUAUGUAUUGUUCCAUGUUUUUUUUGCUUGAAUAGGUACUUGUUUCUUUAGUUUCCUGAAAUUUAUUAGUAGGGGUAUUUGGAAAUUCCUAGAUUUUCUGGGAUUAGGCAGGCUAUAAAUGUUGACCUAUCAAAAAAGAAAAGGGUUUCCUUGGUAUGGCUCAGGCUCUAUCGGCAUAAAAUUUCUUUGUGUAAGGAACCUCACCUUUUUUUGAUUUUGUCUUGUCAAUUACCCAAACAUGAAUUUACGCGCUUGUAUGCUCAACGUGUUAACAAUUUUCAGGAAGGUUCUGCAAGAAACUCAUGAGACACGAGUUCGUUCUAUUUUCAUAUAUAAAUCUUUGUGCUAGUGUUAAUGCAGCAUUGCACUUAGUCAUUGCUUUGUUACUUAAAUUUCCUGCUUGGCAUGCUCUAUCUGAGAUGUAUGAUCAACCAUUCUUCCAAAUUUUGAAGUGGAUUUAUCAGGUUGGUCCUGUUUAGUAUGUAUUUUCAAAAGUUUUUUUUGUAAAUGUUUGACUGCUUAUUCUGAUUUAUCAAUUGAAUAUUGCAGGACCGGUACUGGCGUGUCUACCUCGAGAAUCAGCCUAUCAAGUUCUAAUUGCAAAUGUUCUUUCCGUAACUUUCUUUUGGGUAUGAUUUCUUUGAGCUGUGGAAGGGUUGCUUUUUUUUUUGUAAUUAGGGCUCGCAUGGUUGUUUGGAAAGGGGUUUCGUACUCCAUAAAUUUUUGGCUUUGGACAUCAUUGCUUUCAAAGGUUUUUCUGGUUUCAAAUUGGGGAUAUUUCUCACUGUGAAUUGCCUGAUUAUUAAUUAUUUCAGUUUUUUCGGCUUGCUUGGUCCUCUCGCUUGACGAGAUCUAUAGCUCGACUGUCAAUUUCGACAGGUCAUGGUUACCCCAUGGACCUAAAGGAAAAGGCCUAUCUAUGAUCAAUGUUACCCCGUUUGGUUACUUCAAGGUCCUGAGGUGUCCUCUCCAAAAUCAACCAAUGUUUAACUGUAAAUAUUCUUUUGAUAAAUUCCUUUUGGAUGUGAAAUCUUUGAAAUAGGAAAGGAAUUUGCUUGUGUUGGCUAUAAUUUGGGAUUUUAUGGUCGUUGGUAUAGGAUUCUUUUGGAUAUGAUAUCUUCAUGCAUCUACUUGCAGGUUUUUUCUCGAUUUACUAAUUUACUUAAUAGAUAACUUGGGCUUCUGGCGCGCAGCAUUUAGCUCGUGUUCUUAUAUGUGGCACCUUAUAGCUUUAACUAUUGAUUCAUAAUUGACUUCAUGCAUCCUUGAGUUCUUUACUUGCGGGUUUUUGCUCGAGUUGCAAGUUCAUGAUAGAUUACUCUGGUUUCUAUCUUGUAGCAUUUAGCUGAAAUUCCUCGUUUAUUUUAUGUGGCACCUGACAACUUUUACAGUUGAGUUAGUAAUUGACUUCAUCUGUCCUUGGGUUCUUUGCUUGCGGAUUUUUGCUCGAGUAACGAGUUUACUUGAUGGAUUAUUUGGGCUUCAACCUUGCAACAUUUAGCUUAUGUUCCUAUAUGUGGCACCUUAAGGCUUUAACUGUUGAGUUAUAAUUGACUUCAUGCAUCAUUGAGUUAUUUACUUGCAAGUUUUUGCUUGAGUUACUAGUUUACUUGAUGGAUUACUCGGGUUUCUACCUUACAACAUUUAUCUCAAAUUCCUUUGUUAUUAUAUGUGGUACCUUAUGACUUUUACAGUUUAGUUCGUGAUUGACUUCAUCCGUUCUUGAGUUCUUUGCUUGCGGGUUUUUGCUCGAGUUACAAGUUUACUUGAUGGAUUACUCGGGCUUCUACCUUGCAGCAUUUAGCUCAUAUUCCUAUAUGUGGCACCUUAUCGCUUUAGUUGUUGAGUUCAUAAUUGACUUCAUGCAUCCUUGAGUUCUUUGCUUGUGGAUUUUUGCUUGAGUUACUAGUUUACUUGAUGGAUUACUCGGGUUUCUACAUUGCAGAAUUUAGCUAGAGUUUCUCAAAUUAUUUUAUGUGGCACCUCACGGCUUUUACACAGGAAGGCCUUGAAGGGGAAAUCACCCGAAGAUCACUUACGCAUAGUUCAUGGGAUCUUUCAGCCUCCAAAGACCGUGAACGCCGUGGAUGGCAUCCGGUUACUUGUAAGUUUGCUGAUGCUACUCCCAUGCUUAUUCAAUCUAUAAAGGACAUUGAUAACAUAUAUUAUGAAACCGAAUACGGAAGAGAAUGGUGCAGCAGCAAAGGGAAACCUGCGCCAUGCUUUCUUUUUGCCAGAAAAUUCACCAGGCCUGCUGCUCUACCUCUUCUCAAUAUGUCUGCUUUGGGAGUUCUCAACAAAGCCACACAUAGAUCCUAUCGUUGUACAAUACACUGGAGUGAUUGGAGUGUUCAACUGUCAAGGAGGAGGAGGAUGCAGGGAGUCUAAACACAACCAAUAUUCCUCACAAUGCUCGGUCAAAGUAGAAAUACCGAGACCAACACAAAAGACUUUGAAUGGAGCAACCAAAUGUCCAUUGAAGGAGUCAAAGUCUUGGCAAUGUACUCGUCUAAAUCCAAGAAGCUUCUUCUCUCCAAGCCAUCAGACAACUCCGAGAUAUCGCUGGAAGCCCUUCAAUUUCGAGCUUCACACCGUCUCUCCUGCAACUACCUGGUGGUGCUCUGCAUUCUCUGGUUUAUGAUGAUGAUUCUGUUCAAUUUGGUAUGAAGGGCAGUGGAGAAAUGAAGGUGUUUGCAUCAAAGAAGCCUAGAGCUUGCAUGAUUGAUGGAGAAGAUGUUUGCAUUUGUUGAGAACUAGCUUAGUGUUUAACUAGCUAGUCUUAAUUUUCAAGUGUUGGAGAAAUAAACUAAUGGUGACAUUAAUGAAGUAAUUUAAGGUUUUACUACCA
Molecule: messenger RNA, 4416 nt
Organism: Tripterygium wilfordii
Lineage: Eukaryota; Viridiplantae; Streptophyta; Magnoliopsida; Celastrales; Celastraceae
Product: glycosyltransferase BC10-like
Exons: 9
Coding region: 3543-3956 (137 amino acids)
Molecular function (GO): glycosyltransferase activity
Source: RefSeq, a predicted model, not a curated record